AUGAAUUUUAGCCAGGAACUAGAAGAAUGUGGCUUCUUUGAAGGAUAUACGCUUCAACGAUUCGUGAUCAUUACAGUAUUCUCUAUGGUUUCGAUUUUCGGUAUUUUAGCAAAUAUGUUGUUGAUGGCAGUCUUCUGGAGAACGUUACCAUCAUCGGUAUAUCUGGCAUGUCUUUCCUCUAUGGAUAUGCUGAUAUGCUUGACGUAUCUGUUGUUAUUCGGUGUUGAUGCCGGAUUCGUAUACCUUAGAAACAAGACAUUAUUCUUUCUCUACCAUCGCUAUAUUAUCCCUAUAUUUUUCAUUGCGAAAACAGUUCAAUUCGCUAUUCCGUUCCUACUUAUUCUUAUCACGCUGGAAAGAUAUGUCUGGACCACAAGGGAAAAAACGCGGUUCGUUUCUCCUCAAAGCUGA
Angiostrongylus costaricensis is the source of this 411-nucleotide messenger RNA. NCBI's taxonomy places the organism in Eukaryota, Metazoa, Nematoda, Chromadorea, Rhabditida, Metastrongylidae. The record is from the annotation of a GenBank genome assembly.